Molecule: messenger RNA, 1142 nt
Organism: Vitis riparia (riverbank grape)
Lineage: Eukaryota; Viridiplantae; Streptophyta; Magnoliopsida; Vitales; Vitaceae
Product: pathogen-associated molecular patterns-induced protein A70
Exons: 1
Coding region: 75-857 (260 amino acids)
Source: RefSeq, a predicted model, not a curated record
UUCGCUUAGCUGCAAGUCCACUCUCGCUCCCCGGUUUCUCUGAUCUGAACAGUAAAGUAGAAGAGUACUGAGCCAUGUGGACGUUGAUGACCAGCUGGUGCACACCCACCACCCUCUUCGUUGUGUUGAACUUGAUGAUCGGCACCAUCGCCGUCACUUCGCGUUUCAGUGGUCAGAGGAAUGACCAGGCACCUCAACUCCGCCGAGCUCCGUCUCUGCUGGAGAGAGUUAAAUCGUUCGACUUCUCGGCUUACAGGUAUGAGCAGCAGCCGUACUCGGAGCCCGAGGUUCACACCCAGCUCGUCCGGACUCCGUCGCUGUUGGAACGGGUCAGAUCUCUCAAUUUCUCUCUCUACGGUGCCGACCAGCCCCACCAAUCUGCAGAGGUUGGAGCCCAGGCAGAGAUACACGAGGAUGAUCAGAGCGUGGAGACGCAGCAACCCCAGCUCGCACGAACUCCGUCUCUGCUAGAACGUAUGAGGUCCAUGAAGCUCUCCCUCCACAGAUCCGACCCAUUUCCCUCCGAACCAACAUGUGGAACCCCGGAUCGAAACACGAGUCUGGGUCAGGACAUGAAGACUGAGUCGGAGAAGAAACCGGCUCCGGCGAGGCGUUCUCAGAAGAUGAAGAAGUCAGUGAGCCAGAAGGUCGCGUCCGAGCGCGUCGAGGACGUGGAUGCCGUGGAGCUCCGGCGGCCGCAGACGGUGAAAGAGACGAAAAGCAAAUUGAGUGAAACGAUGUCGUUUGGGGACGACGAAGAAGUCGACGCAAAAGCCGAUGACUUCAUCAAUCGAUUUAAGCAGCAGUUAAAGCUGCAGAGGCUCGACUCUCUCUUGCGUUACAGCAGGAGCACUUGAAAGUAAGGCCGCUUUACCAAUAUGCCCUUCUGAAAUAUGUACUUCCUACCAUAUGCGAUGGGCAUUCUCGUCAUUUUAUCUUCAUGUUCUUGUCAAUGGUGCUGCUUCACGACUGAGUAGUGACGACAAACAUGCACGUUGCAGAAUGAAAUGACUUAAAUUACCCUUGUUUUUAUAUGAUUUGGAGUUAAUGUAAUGGGUGUCCUUGUCAUUUUGUAUCAUAUGUUCCGUUUGUCAGGUCUUUCAUGUAGUACCAAAUUAAUUGAUUUUGGAAGUUUCGUGAUA